UGGCCGCUGCAGCGACCAGGAUCACUACCAUAGAAAGCAAGGCGCUCUUUUUUGUCUUUUUCUUUCCCUUCCCCACCGAAGGAGGGUGCUCUCUAUGGUCUCCGGAGGCUUUGUAGCUCUAUCUCUAUGGCAUCGACUGCCGCGUCCUUGCGGUUGGCGGGCGGGGGGCGGCUUCCGUAGCCCCCCCCCCGUGGCGGUCACGGGGCCCUGCGACGAUGCCCGUCGGCGAGUACGCUUUCGUGAGGCCCGUGGGGAAAGGCAGCUACGGGGAAGUGAGCCUGGUGAGGCACCGGCAGGACAACAAACAGUAUGUUAUCAAAAGGCUGAACCUUAAACAUGCCUCGAGUCGUGAGAGAAAAUCAGCAGAACAAGAGGCCCAGCUGCUGUCUCAGCUAAAGCAUCCUAAUAUAGUCACUUAUAGGGAGUCCUGGGAAGGGGAAGAUGGCCUCCUAUACAUUGUCAUGGGCUUCUGUGAAGGAGGGGACCUAUAUCAUAAGCUGAAAGAACAGAAAGGAAAGCUUUUGCCUGAAAGUCAGGUGGUGGAAUGGUUUGUUCAGAUUGCAAUGGCUUUGCAGUAUUUGCACGAAAGGCACAUUCUGCACAGAGAUCUCAAAACUCAGAAUGUAUUCCUGACACGUUCAAAUAUCAUCAAAGUGGGAGAUCUGGGAAUAGCUAGAGUGUUGGAAAAUCAGUAUGACAUGGCUAGUACUCUCAUUGGCACACCUUACUACAUGAGCCCUGAGCUGUUCUCUAACAAGCCUUACAAUUAUAAGUCUGAUGUUUGGGCUUUGGGCUGUUGUGCCUAUGAAAUGGCCACACUGAAGCACGCCUUCAAUGCUAAAGAUAUGAACUCCUUAGUAUAUCGAAUUAUUGAAGGAAAGCUGCCACCCAUGCCAAAAGAUUACAGCAUGCACUUGAAAGAGCUAAUAAGAACAAUGCUUAGUAAAAAGCCAGAGGAGAGGCCCAGUGUGAGAAGCGUCCUAAGGCAACCCUACAUCAAGCACCAAAUCUCUCUGUUUUUGGAAGCUACAAAGGCGAAAACAGCCAAAAAUCAUAAGAAAAUGACUGAAGUCAAACCCCAGAGCUCCUCAGGAAAUGCUGAAUUGAAAAAUGGAAAUGUAACACCCCAGAAGCUUCCUAAUGAACAUUCCAGGAAAUCUAAAAGGAAUGAAGAGAAAUGUUUAAUCCAUAAUAAAACCUUUCAGGUUUCUUCCUCGAACAAACUGGCACCCGAGCCUGAAAAAAGUGCAAACACAAAUGGGUUGAACAGCACGGACAUGUCAGUGGCAACAAUGAGCAAAGUGGACAUAGUUAUUGUUCCGUUGGAAAAGAGGAACUCUGAAAGCAAACAGCCACUUGCGGGAACGUUCACGGGGGAUAAAAAGCCCCGUAGUUCAAGUAUGCCCAGUGAAGCAGAGUCUGAAAUAGGAAUAAACGCACCACAGUGUAAGGAAGAAAGGUUGCAGAGCAUUACAAAUCCAUGUCUGGAAACUGUAGCUAUUAAAAAGGGUGUUAUUGAUACCACAGCUGAUGGUGAUGAUACCAUGAAACUUCUGCAACCUGUUUCAGAGAUCCCAGACACGAAUGAUAAAGGUCUGGAUUCUACCGACAAACUUCUAGCACCAUUUGUGCCUGUAGAAGUUCUGGCUGAAGCCUCCUUCAGAAGUUUGGGAGAAGCUAACAGUGCAGUUCAAAAUGAAAGCACCCCCCGUUUUCAGCCCCAGGGAUCUGUUCACGAGCCUUCUCUGUCACGACAGCAACGGCAGAAAAAAAGAGAGCAACUUGAGGAUACAGGUCCUCGACCAUUGCCUGCUGCUCCUGACAUGAAUGCAAAGACAAGAGGAGACAACACAGACAAGCAGGAUGCUGCAGUUACAAGGGCUAUAAACAGACCUGGAAGCACCGAAGUGACAGCUUCUAAGGAUCGACCAUUGUCAGCACGAGAGAGGAGGAGACUAAAGCAAUCUCAGGAAGACAUGCUUCCUUUCGGGCCUGCUGCAAGAAGAGCUUCUCACAGUGCAGCUAUAGAAACAAAACUUCCAGAAGAUGGUCAUGUCCAAAUUGCUCACAUUUCCUCAGAGCUUGGAAUCUGUGAGACAAAGAGCUUAAUUGGUUGCUCUACUGAAGAUGAACUAAGCUCUUCCACCAGCUCCACAGAGAGAUCAGAUGGAGACAGUAAAGAAGGAAAAACAAAUGAGAUGCAUGACUUGGUGCAGCUAAUGACCCAAACGCUGAAAAUGGAUAAUAAAGAAAAUUGUUCACAAUCUGCAAUACUAGCUCCCGAAACGCAGUUCCGGCUUAAUAGGAAAUACAAAGACACCCUUAAAUUACACGGAAAAGCAUCAGAAGAACCAGAUGAAUUCCAGUUGCAGGAGUUUCCUUCAGAUGUUCUCUCUGGUCAUGAAAAGGUUAGGAGAUUGGUCGAGAUCUUAAGAGCAGAUGUGGUUCAAGGACUUGGAGUGAAGCUUCUAGAGAAGGUGUAUGAUGUCAUGGAUGAGGAAGAUGAACAGAAAAGAGAACUGCAUUUGCGGAAGCUCAUGGGAGAAAAGUAUACUUCUUACAGCAUAAAGGCCCGCCAUUUAAAAUUCUUGGAAGAAAAUGUGAAGCUUUGACAGAAACCUCAAUUCAGCUAUUUCCUUAUGAAGAAAAGAGCAAGACUUUAUUCAGCAAUUUUUACCCGUGGAUUUUUAUUUUCCUGCACACAACUGAUUUGUGGGGUACAAUUUUUACUUUACUGAUUUGUUACCUGCUGUACAGCUUGUUUAGCUUUAUAAAUAGCAACAUGUUUCUUCCAGGUAAGUGAGUAACAGUGUUUAGGGAUUUUUUUUUAUACAGGUAGUACAUCUUAAUAUUUUCAGUUUUUUACAUAUUAAAUUAUUACCAUAAAUCUCAAACAUCAUCAAUGAUGUUCUUUAAGGUUGCAAUCCUGCCGAGGCACAAAUAGCCAUCCCCACUGAUUUGACCAGGUCUUGUAUGUUGUUAAUCUUGGCUUUCGAUGCAAGUGUAGUAAGAUUAGGAAAAUGCCAAAAAUGUUUAGUCAACACCAGCGUAAGCCUGUUGUAUCCCAUACUUUGAAUAAGCCAUCUAAGAACAGGUUCUUUAUAUGUAGAUAUUGGAAACAUUUACUAUUGUUGCCACCAUAAUCAUUAAAACUCAGAUUAAAAACAAACACCCAGCUUUUGUAGCUACAGUAUUUUCUAUGCACUCUAAGCAAAAUGUCCUUAAAAAUGGCCUCUUUGCUAGUUUUUAGUGCUCAACUGCAGUGAGUUAGGAUUUUCAAUUGAAAGAAUGGGGCCAAAAAAGAGAACACUCUUGCUGCUUUUCACAUUUCUAUCUAUGAGAGGGACAUAGGAAGCUGCUUUAUACCAAGUCAGACCAUUGGUCCAUCUAGCUCAGUAUUGGCUACGCUUGCUGGCAGUGGCUCUCCAGGAUUUCAGGCAGGAGUGUCACCCAGCCCUUUCGGGGAGAUGCUAGGGAAUGCACUUGGGACCUUCUGCUUGAAAGACAGGUGCUACCACUGAGCUCCAGGCCUCCCGCAAGGAUGUUGUAUGGGCAAUACUCAAGAGAUUUGCCCACCAAGGGGGAUAGGCAUAAGAAGACUUCUCCACCACCUCCUUUCCCUGGUAGGUCACAAAAGAAUUUCCUCACAAAAGAUGACUCUGCCCAAUUUUCUAUGAUCCGCCCCUUCCCCACCCAUUCAACCUUUCUUUAGGGGCCGGCCCUGCCCUUACUUUUCUGUGGAUAGAUUUCUGGAUACAACCCAAUUUAGAUUGGUAUAAGCAAGCUUUGAAGUCGCAGAAAACUCAAGUAGAAUGCAAAAUAAAAAAAUUCCUU
This is a messenger RNA of Zootoca vivipara (common lizard), 3834 nucleotides long. RefSeq names its product NIMA related kinase 4 (gene NEK4). Gene Ontology annotation, biological process: protein phosphorylation. The record is from RefSeq and is a predicted model, not a curated record. Gene Ontology annotation, molecular function: protein kinase activity; ATP binding. Lineage: Eukaryota; Metazoa; Chordata; Lepidosauria; Squamata; Lacertidae.